CUGCUUACAGGCUACGCUCCUAGUUCAACUCUGUACUAUAAAACUCAAUAAGUAAACUUCACUAUUUCAUCAAACAAUGGCCUUGCUUCAAUCAUCAUCACAUUUCCUUACAUCAAAUCACUCCAUAUCACCAAACAAUUCCAAUUCAAACAACAACCAAAUUCCCAAAUUCAAAAUUUCAAAGUUUGUGUCUUUACAAUACUGGAUUGGCAAAACUGAUAGAAUUUUCAGAAUCAAAUGUACAGGUCAAGAAUCCAUCAUUAGAACAACUGAUGGAGGAGGUGAUGGGGGUAGUGGAAAAGGAGGAUUUAACGGUGGAGAUGACAGUGAUGGUGAUGGUGAUGGUGAUUAUGAUGAGAAAGAGUUUGGACCAGUUGUGAAGUUUGAUGAGGUGGUUAAAGAAGCUGAAAAGAGAGGGGCCAAUUUGCCUAAGGGUAUGUUGGAAGCUGCUAAAACUACAGGGCUUAGGAGAUUGAUUCUCAGUCGUUACUUAGAUAUGCAGGCUUCAGCUUGGCCGCUGGGAUUUUUGAUGAGACAUUGUGCAAUGCUGAGAAAUCGAAUGCUUGCUGACCCAUCGUUUUUGUUUAAAGUCGGUACAGAGAUUGUUAUCGACUCCUGUUCUGCAACAUUUGCAGAGGUUCAGAAAAGGGGAAAUGAUUUCUGGACGGAAUUUGAGUUAUAUGCUGCAGAUCUUCUGGUUGGACUUGUUGUGGACAUCGCAUUUGUUGGUUUGUUGGCUCCUUAUGUCCGAAUAGGCAAGCAGUCUGUUUCAAGCAGCUCUUUUGGACGCUUUCGACAUGCUUGUGGCACUCUUCCCAGCAGCAUGUUUGAAGCUGAGAGGCCAGGGUGUAAAUUUACAUUGCAGCAGCGUAUUUCAACGUUCUUUUACAAGGGAUUUUUGUAUGGCUCAGUAGGAUUUGGGUGUGGCCUCAUUUGCCAGGGUUUUGCAAAUUUGAUAAUGACUGCUAAGAGGAGCAUCAAGAAGUCAGAAGAGGACAUACCUGUCCCUCCUUUAAUAAAAAGUGCUGCACUCUGGGGAUUCUUUCUAGCUGUCUCUGCGAAUACUCGAUACCAAAUUAUAAACGGAUUAGAGAGCUUAGUUGAAGCAUCACCUGUGGCAAAACGCGUCCCACCUGUUGCCAUGGCCUUCACCGUGGGCGUACGAUCUGCUAACAAUAUUUAUGGUUGGAUGCAGUUUGUGGAAUGGGCUAAGUUGAGUGGAGUUCAAUAAGAGAAUGUCUUGCAAAGAACAAGAAUUUUCCUUUCAGUUAUUCCAAUGUUGUUAAAUGUUAUAGAAGCAUUGAAUUAGAUAAUAGGAGUAGUUCACCACACCCUCCACCUACCACCGUUAUUCUUUCCACUUCCAUGAAAGGAAAUACAGUGUGUUAUGCAAAGCUUUCCUAGCAAAUACAGAUGUUGCAGUUUAAAAAACCAAGUUCAAUUUUUUAAUAGAAUCACUGAAAAUCAGCCUGUUGAGAUC
Lycium barbarum (goji berry) is the source of this 1480-nucleotide messenger RNA. Its product is annotated as protein RETICULATA-RELATED 1, chloroplastic. Gene Ontology annotation, cellular component: chloroplast inner membrane. The transcript is spliced from 7 exons. Gene Ontology annotation, biological process: plant organ development. The record is from RefSeq and is a predicted model, not a curated record. The coding region runs from base 77 to 1231 and encodes 384 amino acids. NCBI's taxonomy places the organism in Eukaryota, Viridiplantae, Streptophyta, Magnoliopsida, Solanales, Solanaceae.